Molecule: messenger RNA, 714 nt
Organism: Aspergillus saccharolyticus JOP 1030-1
Lineage: Eukaryota; Fungi; Ascomycota; Eurotiomycetes; Eurotiales; Aspergillaceae
Product: putative GAJ protein
Exons: 1
Biological process (GO): reciprocal meiotic recombination
Molecular function (GO): double-stranded DNA binding
Source: RefSeq, a predicted model, not a curated record
CAGCCCCCCAAACUCACCAAAAGCGCUAAGUUCGCCCUUAUCGUUUCGUACCUCCGCGCCAGUGGCACGUGCCACACGCUCAAGGACCUGGAGAAGUCCCUUCCCGCAGUAGCUUCAAUCAACGCGAUCCAGGUCAAGGAAUUCCUCCAAGAACUGGUGGACGAGAAUGAAAUUCGGGUGGAGAAGAUCGGGAGCUUGAACUGGUACUGGUGCUUUAGCGGGGAGGUACUGCGCGAGCGCGAAAGCCGAUUGCGCGGGUUGCAGGCAGAGGUGGAGCGGGUGGGCAGGGUGGUGAGGGAGACGGAAGGGAAGGUUAGCGAGAGAAAGGCAGAGCAAGAGAGGGACAAUGCCGAAGAGGGUAGUGUCGGUGGUGGUGGUGAUGAUGACGAGAAUCAGGAUAGGGAAAGAGAGAGGGAGCGGUUGAUGCUACGAAAAGUGGAGUUGCAGGAAGAGAUUCGUCAUCUGCAGGGGCAAUUGACGGCGGUUUCAGGCCCCGGUGACAAGAAAAGAGGAGUCAACGGGAAAAGCUUGUCGUGCGUGGAGGAGGAGACGGAGGAGUUUCGGCGUCAGGCACUCAUGUGGACGGAGAAUAUCUACGUGCUGGAAGGGUUUGUCAAUCGGCUGACUGGCGGGGAUCGGGCGGUGCUACGGGCAGUGCAGCGCGAAUGUUAUGGGGAAGAAGAGUAUGUGGAGGGAGAGGGUUUACGGGAGAUC